AUGCUGACCCUUCCCCCCGACACAAUCGACGAUCUCAUCUACGACGCCCGCGCCGGCGAUCUCCCCUCAUUACGAGAGACGCUGACGAGUCUGAGCCAGCAACACGCCUGCAGCGUAUCUGAUCUCGUGGCCGUCGCGAUUGACGUCGCGCCGGAGGAAGAAGGUGGAACAGGAUGUUGUUUGUUGCAUUAUCCGGCUGCGAAUGGGAAUUUAGAGAUCCUAACAUACCUCCUCCAAACCUUCGAUGACUUGACGAAAUCCAAAAUCAUCAACCAUAAGAACCAUUCCGGGAAUACGCCGUUGCAUUGGGCGGCACUGAAUACCCAUCUGGAAUGUGUCAAGGUCUUGGUGGAUGCGGGCGCAGAUAUCACCCUGACCAAUGAUGCUGGGUUAGAUGCGGUGUUUUUGGCCGAGAGGGCAGAUUGGUCUGGCCAGGAGGUGAAGGACGGCAAUAAAAAUGAUAAUGAUAAUGAGAAUACUGCUUCUGGGACCGAGGCCGAGGCUGAUGUUGAGAUGGAGACUGCGGCCGAACAGGCGCCUCCGUCGAAAGGUCGGCAAGUGGUUGAGUGGUUGUUGGCAUCGGAGAAGGGAGGUGAGCUUGAGAGUGGUGUGGGUGGACAGGAGGAGGAUGAGAAAUGA
Molecule: messenger RNA, 639 nt
Organism: Aspergillus tanneri
Lineage: Eukaryota; Fungi; Ascomycota; Eurotiomycetes; Eurotiales; Aspergillaceae
Product: ankyrin repeat domain-containing protein
Exons: 2
Coding region: 1-639 (212 amino acids)
Molecular function (GO): protein binding
Source: RefSeq, a predicted model, not a curated record